AUGGCAGAAUCGGUUGGCGUAUCCUGUCCGCUUCCCAGUGAACAAGACAAUGUAGAGCAGGCCAAAGGAAAUCCUGCUCUUGACUCGUCGACUUUCAUUCCACCGGUUCCAUUGGCGUCGCCUGGCAUUAUCAUAGAAUUCUGCGACCGAUGUCGAUGGCUCCAUCGAGCGACCUGGGUUUCCACAGAGCUGUUCCUUACGUUCCCGCCUCCAGCCUUGAAGGCAAUAUCCAUAAUUCCUCUGAACUCCGAGGAAACUGGAGGUCGUUUCAGGGUCUGGCUCAACCUCGAAGACAGUCCCCCCCAAUUGAUGUGGGACAGGAAGAUCGAGGGUGGUUUCCCUGAACUGAAAGGUUUGAAGCAGCGUAUCCGCGACCACGUACAACCUGGGAAAUCUUUAGGUCAUUCUGAUAACAAGAGCGAAUGA
This is a messenger RNA of Suillus subaureus, 426 nucleotides long. RefSeq names its product Rdx family-domain-containing protein. The transcript is spliced from 4 exons. The coding region runs from base 1 to 426 and encodes 141 amino acids. Lineage: Eukaryota; Fungi; Basidiomycota; Agaricomycetes; Boletales; Suillaceae. The record is from RefSeq and is a predicted model, not a curated record.